This is a messenger RNA of Monopterus albus (swamp eel), 3758 nucleotides long. It is a transcript of the gene nefma, whose product is annotated as neurofilament medium chain a. Gene Ontology annotation, biological process: intermediate filament bundle assembly; axon development. The record is from RefSeq and is a predicted model, not a curated record. Gene Ontology annotation, cellular component: axon; neurofilament. Gene Ontology annotation, molecular function: structural constituent of postsynaptic intermediate filament cytoskeleton. NCBI's taxonomy places the organism in Eukaryota, Metazoa, Chordata, Actinopteri, Synbranchiformes, Synbranchidae.
UAUAUAAGGAGCAGACAGAGGAGGUCUCAGUUGCUGUGAGAGCCAUACACCCCUCACCUGCACACACACAUACACAUAACACACAUACACCCACAUACACACUCGCAGCACGGCUCCAGGUCCAGUACUGUCUUCUUUCAUUCCUGCGCCACAUUCCCUAAGGUAGUCUGGCCGGAUGAGUUACCCGGUGGACACAUUAGGAAGCCCCUUUAGGCGUGUUAUGGAUACUAGGACGACCAGCUACGGAAACCCGCGCCCCCCCCCCUCCAGCGGCUAUCGCUCCCAGUCUUGGUCGCGGGCAAGCCCCGUCUCCACCAUGACCCCAGCUUACAAGAGGAGCGUUAAUGUACCAGUAUCCCGAGCUUACAGUUCAACUGUGCUCAGCUCCGCCGACAGCGUUGAUUAUUGUCAAACCUCCAUCCUGAACGGUGACUACAAGCGAUCUAAUGAGAAAGAGCAACUUCAAGGACUCAACGACCGGUUUGCUGUUUACAUUGACAAAGUGCACUACCUGGAACAGCAGAACAAGCAGAUCGAGGCAGAGAUCCAGGCACUGCGGCAGAAGCAGGUGUCGCGCUCCCAGCUGGGCGACCUCUAUGACCAGGAGCUGCAGGAGCUGCGCUCGGUGCUGGAGCAGAUACACCAUGACAAGGCACAAAUUCAGCUCAGUACCGACCACAUUGAGGAGGACAUCCAGCGGCUAAGGGACCGCUUUGACGAAGAAGCUCGCAUCCGGGAGGAGACAGAGGCCAUAAUCCGUGUCCUGAAGAAGGACACGAAGGACUCGGAGUUGGUGAAGUCUGAGUUGGAGAAGAAAGUUCAGUCGCUGCAGGAUGAGGUCGCCUUCAUCCGUAACAACCACGAGGAAGAGGUGAGCGACCUCAUUGCCCAGAUUCAGGCGUCUCAGGUGACAGUGGAGAGGAAAGAACUCCAGAAGGCAGACAUCACCGAGGCUCUGAGGGAGAUCCGCUGCGAGCUGGAGGGCCACUCCAAUCAGAACCUGCAGCAGGUGGAGAACUGGUUCAUGUGCCGCUACGCCAAGCUCACCGAGGCUGCCGAGCAGAACAAAGACGCCAUAAAGUCCGCGCGGGACGAAAUAUCCGACUACCGUCGUCAGCUGCAGUCCAAGACCGUGGAGUUGGAGUCCGUCCGCGGUACAAGAGAGUCACUGGAGAGACAGCUGAAUGACAUCGAGGACCGCCACAACAGCGACCUGGCCAGCCUACAGGAGACAAUUCACCAGCUGGAUAAUGAGCUCAAGAGCACCAAAUGGGAAAUGGCUCGUCACCUGCGCGAGUAUCAGGACCUGCUCAAUGUCAAGAUGGCCCUGGACAUUGAGAUUGCUGCAUAUAGGAAACUCCUAGAGGGUGAAGAGACCCACUUCAGCACUUUCCCUUAUCGCCAGACGGUCACCUCCACCAAAAUUUCAAAGCCUAAGUCAGAGGCUCCGAAGCUUAAGGUGCAGCACAAGUUUGUGGAGGAGAUCAUUGAGGAGACGAGGGUGGAGGAUGACAAGUCUGAUAUUGACGAGGCCCUGGCAGAAAUUGCACAUGAGCUGUCUGCCACACUUGAAGAGGGUGGAGAGGAGGGACAGGAGAAGGUGGGGGAAGAAGGAGAGGGUGAGGAAGCAGAGGGUGAGGGAGAAGAAGGUGGAGAGGAGGAGGAAGUUGUUGCUGCUACUGAAGCCAAAGUUAGCUCUAGUGCACCCACUAAGGAGGAAGAGGAAGAGGAGGAGGAGGGAAAAAGUGGUGAUGGGGAGGGAGAAGGUGGUGAGGAGGAAGAGAAAGAAGAGGAAGGUGAAGGGGAGGAUGAGGGAGAAAAGGGGGGUGAUGCAGAGGAAGAUAAAGAAGGAGAAGAGGGAGGAGAGGAGGAAGUUCAGGAGACCGUAUUGAGCUCCAAAGCUCCUGUGUCUAAAGCCUCUCCUGACAAAGAGAAGGCCGAAGACAAAGAAGGCAGUGGGGGAGAGGAGGAAGCAGCUGACGAAGCUGGAGCUGAAGAAGGUGGUGAUCAGGAUGAAGAUGCAGCCAGUGACAAAGGAUCCAAAAGUGGAGAUGAGAAAGAGGAAAAAGAGGAUGUAGACAAAGACAAAAAGGAAGAUGAAAAGAAGGUGAAAGAAGAGAAAGCAGAUGACAGUUCAGAAAAAGUUGAAGCCAAGAAAGAAGCUCCAAAAACAGAAGCUGCAAAGCCUGAGGCCAAGAAGGAAGAGACUGCCAAAACAGAGGCAUCAAAACCAGAAUCCCCCAAGUCUGAAUCACCUAAACCUGCAUCUCCUAAGUCUGAAUCACCUAAACCUGCAUCUCCUAAGUCUGAAUCACCUACCUCUCCUAAGUCUGAAUCACCUAAACCUACAUCUCCUAAAUCUGAAUCACCUAAACUUGCAUCUCCUAAAUCUGAAUCUCCCAAGGAGGGCUCACCAAAGGCUGAAUCCCCCAAACCUAGCUCCCCGAAGGCCGAGUCUCCGAAAUCAGAAUCCCCAAAAGCUGAAUCCCCCAAAACAAAGACCGCCAAACCUGAUGCUCCUAAGGCUGCUGAUGAGACCUCAGAGAAAGACAGUGGCUCAUCAGAAGACAAGAAGGUAGAAAAGAAGGAUGUGGCCAUGAAUGGCGAUAUAGACAAGAGCAGCCCAGAAGAGAAGGGCAAGAAGGAUGAGGGGAAAGAAGAUGAUGUGAUUGCUAAUGGUGUGGAUGAGAGCCCUGUUAAGGAAGAUGGCAGCCAGAAAGUGGUGAUCACCAAGACCGUGGAGACCAUCACCACCGGAGAGGACGGAUCUCAGCGCGUUACCAAAUCUAUCACUGUGACCGAGACGGUGAAAGAGUCGGAGGAGGUGCAGCAGGAGAAGCUGGUGUCCACCAAGAAGAUGGAGAAGCACUCCACCCAGUCCAUCAAGCAGGUGACAGACGGCGACUGAGCAGACUCCAGACAGAUGAUCCAGAGAAGGAGGGGCAAGGGCCAGGACAAAAAGAAAAGCAAUCAACUCAGAACUAACAUAACAAAGAAAAUCAUACAGCUAGAGCGAUGUAAUAAAGAUAAUCACUCUCAAACAUACAAAACAAAUCAUAGAAAGAAGCCAAAACUUAAAUGCUAUAAAUUUUAAAAAAUGCAUGUUGAGUGAAAGCUUUAAAUGGGCUUCGCUGCAGACGCGGUCAGGAGCAAGUGACUGAGACAUUUUAUCCUCUUUUUCUUUCUGCAGUUCAUGGGUGAGCUCACAGGAGUUGGUGGUGGGGCGCCUCUGCAUGCUAGCUCAGGGGAGGGGAAUACUGUCCUCUCUUAUCUGUGUGUAUGGUAGAAAUAUGCUGUAAAAGAGUAAAUAUUUAAAAGGAAUAAAUGAGUGACAGAAAACCCGAGAGGAUAUUUUUUUUUGUUUAAGUAAAAAGAGGAGGACAUGCAGGUGGGAGGGUCCUCGAUAUAGACAAACGCUCUACUGAAGAAGCCUUACAUGACACAUGAAGUUAUCAACUGAGCCAAAAAGAAACUAACAACAAACACACAACGUACAGUGAAGAAAGACGCAGGUAGUAACAUGAUAAACACGUCCAUAUACAAUACACCCAAUAACCGAAGCAAAUUCAAGCUUAAAACCUGAAGAAACUCCUAGCCUUAAACAUGCUUUUAUCAGCAUUUGUUAUGUUUACCUGAGUGCAAAAAAAAUAAAAAAUAAAAAAUAAAAAAAAGUGCGCAGAUACAUGCAUUCACAUACAGUAUGCAUAGGAUGGACUUGAAUUUAAAUACAGAUAUAAAUGAGGUGCUACUGUUUGCAA